CUGGUAAUUGUUUUUCAAAAUUCUUAUUCAUAUUUAUAAAUGAAGAAAAUGAAUGCAUAUGUACAAAUAAGGAAAUAGGUCUUUAAUUUGGCUCUCUUCUGGAUUCAGGAAUUAUCAAUGUCACCAGAAGAUGGUGCCCCAGGUGUGAUAUUCAGCCGGUUUUUUGUACCCCCACCAGCUCAGCCAAAUCCAUAUCUUGAAACAGAAAUAAUUAUGAAGCACAUUUUAGACCAUGUGGAUCGCAGCACAGCACACACAUUGAUGCUUGAUGGGUACAUUACAUCAGGUGAACGUGCAUGGAAUGAACUUGAUCCACGCUUGAUACGCAACACAUCUCCAGCUAUGCCUGGUGGAGAUCCUAGCCACAGAGGUUACUGGAAAGGGUCCUGGUCACCAUAUGGUGUAGGAGUCAAUGGGAGGUGUUUGUUGGCUCUUGUGACUUAUGACCACCGAGUGGUUAUAAUGGGUCGAGAAGGCCGCAAAUGGGUAACAGUAAUUGAUAUAUCAGCCUUAUGGUAUAAAGAAGUAGCCAAAGAUUCUUGGAAAAUGGUUGCCUUACCCCAUGGGGCACCUAUGCAUGAGAUUCACACAGCACGUAUGCAUGUCCUGGGAAUAUCAGAAAUUCAGUGGACACCUAUAUUUAAUGAAGGCAAAAAGAGAUUUUGUAUGUUGAUGAUGGUGACUAUAAGUGGUCAUGCAGUUUUCUGGAAGAUACCGGUGGAGCUAACAAAUGCAGAAGAAAUUCAUUUGUCGAAGAUAGAAGAAACAAAAAUGAAAAUGACAACAGCCAUACAUUGGUUUUCAAAUGAAGGGAAGUCAGGCUACUUGGUAUUAGGGAGCAAUAAUGGUCAAGUGAAGGUAUUUUAUGUGGAAUUUGCAGAGGAAUUAGUGUAUCGAGACUUAGGCUAUGCUUUUGCCAGUGAUGACAGGGUUCGUGUAAAUCACCUCCAGCUUAUAUACCUUGAAGAUAUGUCAUUUAUGUUACUUCUUGCGAAGCAAAGCUUUCUUGUAGCAGUUACUUUAAAUCUUUGUGACAGUGCACUAACAGCUCAGAAUGUUUCUCAUCGUCAAUGUUACAGUGUGCUGAAGUGGGCUGUUCCGCUAUGCUCCCAACAGCCGUGCGGACAUGUAGAGUGUCGCACUCACGCGGCAUGUGCAGUACAAGUUUGCAAGAGACGGUUUGGCAUUAUGAGAGAUGCCAGGUCUGCUAUGACCUCUACGCACAGAUCACUGAUGACUCAGGAAAAUGGUCCAAGUCCUUCCAAAGAUUCCAUAAAUGUGUUAGUAGAAGCUAUGGCAGUUUUCCUUACUCUCAAAAGGAUGAAUCCAAAGAAAGGAAUACAUAUCAGAUGGCAGCUCUAUGAUUCUGGAAUUGAUCCGGAAAAUAUUACAUUCCUGGAAUCUGAUAAAAGAGAUUCUACUCUUAGACAGUAUGACUCUGCUCUUAAGAGGUUGGUUAAAUUUGUGAAAGAAAAGGAAGUGCAGGUUAUGACAACCAAUAUAGCAAUUUCAUUUUUUAAAGAAUUGUUUGAUCAAGGCUUAGCUCCUGGUACUAUUACGACUAUGAAAUCUGCCCUUAAAAAGAUUUUCCUUGGUAGGAUGCAACAAUGUAGUUGUGAAACAUCAGCAUUAGCAAUAAACUAUAAGUUGUAUCAAGUGCCUUUCCUGGUGCCUACAAGUGUGAUUUUGAGAGCUGCAUCUUGGGUGUUGAUUUUAAUGAUUCAGUUAUGGGUUGUUGGUCGUGUGAGUGUGGCAUAUGAUCACUUGGUUGUACGAGAGCCCUCUCAGAUUAGUAUAUAUCAGGUUGGCAGUGGUGAUAAGAUCUUUCAGUAUUUACAGAAGAGUCAAGUUCCAUUGCAUUUUAAAGUUGAUUUACUGGAAAGUCUUAGGUUUUGCAAACACCAGCUGAAGAAGCAAAAGGUAAUAGUUAUGAGUAGUGGAGGAGUAUCAAGGAAAUAUGCUAUCUGCCAAGAAUGCUAUUGA
Macrobrachium nipponense is the source of this 1983-nucleotide messenger RNA. RefSeq lists its product as uncharacterized. Gene Ontology annotation, cellular component: transcription factor TFIIIC complex. Gene Ontology annotation, molecular function: DNA binding; histone acetyltransferase activity. The record is from RefSeq and is a predicted model, not a curated record. Lineage: Eukaryota; Metazoa; Arthropoda; Malacostraca; Decapoda; Palaemonidae. The transcript has 12 exons. The coding region runs from base 118 to 1983 and encodes 621 amino acids. Gene Ontology annotation, biological process: DNA integration; transcription initiation at RNA polymerase III promoter.